Molecule: messenger RNA, 8973 nt
Organism: Oncorhynchus kisutch (coho salmon)
Lineage: Eukaryota; Metazoa; Chordata; Actinopteri; Salmoniformes; Salmonidae
Exons: 63
Coding region: 1-7302 (2433 amino acids)
Biological process (GO): cell-matrix adhesion
Cellular component (GO): cell surface
Source: RefSeq, a predicted model, not a curated record
AUGAAAGUGAGGGCCGGCGCGUGUCGGCUGAGGUGGGAUCCCGACCCUACGGGGUCGGGCGCACCACCGGCCCGUCUCGCCCGCUUUGUCGGGGAGGUGGAGCGUCCUUAUACACAUUACUCACAUAUUACUUUCAGGGUGAAGGAGUUUGGAGCCCAGUUUGAUCACAUGAACCUAGAGGAGCAGCAGCUGGUUCUGAAGGAGCUGGUCGUCCCCUUCCUGUCUCGACCCACAUCAGACUCUGGCUGUGUGUCCAACUCUAACAGCAGUGUGGACUGGUUGCAGAAGAACUUGGGGCCGUUCUCAGUUCUUGUGUCCCUCGGGAACCUGUUGAAUCUCAACACAGACUUCUCUCCUUUGUCAGCCCUGGAGGUUCUCUCUCCAAAACAGACAGCAGAACUGGUGGUGUUGCCUCUUCCUGGGCUUCCAGGGAAAGAUGUCAUCAUCAGCAAAGUGUUUGACUACCUGACCGAGUCACCAAAGGAGAGGAAACUCCCUGAGUUCCUGUACCACCUCGUCAGGCUCUCUGAAGAGAUGAUGCUACCAUGUGACAGCUUUAAGACCAUCUUUGAGCGUCUGUACCAGGCCUUACCGUCUGCACCUCCAGAGAUGGAGCCAGUUAUUCAGGCCAUUAUAGACAACCUGAUGCAGAUCGCUCCAGAAGAUUGCUUGCCGAUGAAUAUGAAGUGCCCAAUAACACCAGCGAACGAUACCAGAGUCUGUGAAGGAAAUGCCAGUGAUUCGCUACAAAGUUAUUUGGCGACAUCAAAUACAACGAACGUGCCCUGUAACUUUACCCUGGAGGAGUAUGCCUGUGCAUCGCUGAAAGACUUCACUGCAGAACACCUGGUGUCUCUUCUGAAAUGUAACCUGCCCGGCAACUCCUCUCACUCCAAAGAGACGUGGAAGGUUCUCCUCACCAAACUGACCUCUGUCUUAGACCAAGCUCUGGACAUGUUCUCCAAUAUGUCCAAACCUGUGAUUGGUCCAGCAGUAUCGCAGGCGCUGGAUGUGAUUGGAGAGAUUCGGGUCAACAGGCUGACUGAGGAUCAGCUGAGAGACAGUUUUGUCAUCAGGAAGUGGUUCUCGGGCCGUCUGAGGGUGUUCCUGCCGUCUGCAUCAGGAGUGUUUCUGCACUGCCUCAGCACCAAGAACCUGAGCUGUGACUCGUAUCAACAGAUACUGAGGGAGUUCAGCAAUCAAUUCGACCAAAUGGACCAGAUGAGACAAGAGCUGGUGGUCAAAUACUUCAUCCAGCCCUUCCUGACCAAAAACUCCUCAGACUCUGGCUGUGUGUCCAACUCUAACAGCAGUGUGGACUGGCUGCAGAAGAACCUGGGGCGGUUUUCAGUCCUGGUGUCCCUCAGCGACCUGUUGAAACUCAACACAGACUUCUCUCCUUUGUCAGCCCUGGAGGUUCUCUCUCCAAAGCAGACAGCAGAGCUGGUGGUGUUGCCUCUUCCUGGUCUUCCAGGGAAAGAUGUCAUCAUCAACACAGUGUUUGACUUCCUGUCUAAGUCACCAAAGGAGAGGAGACUCCCUGAGUUCCUGUACCACCUUUCCAGGCUGUCUGUGGUGACUCCUGUCGGCUGCACGGUGUACCAGACCAUUUUUGUGAGGCUGUACCAAGCCAUGUCAGCGUUGCCUCAAGAGAUGGAACCAAUCAUCUGGGCCAGUGUUUAUGACCUCACAGAAUCUGCACCAAUGGAUUGUUCUCUGGUACCAGUUAACCAACAGUGUCCAGUGUCAUCGCACAAUGCAACAAGAGUCUGUGCCGGAGUUGACAGCUCGGCUCUACAACAGCUCUUGGACUCUGGGAUCUCGACGGGACGUCUAUGUGACUUCAGCAUCAAACAAUACGCCUGCUCUCAGUUGAAAGACCUCACAGCUGAGAGCCUGGUCACACUGCUGAAAUGUAAACUAUCAGAGAACAACACAGACUCCAAAGAGACCUGGAAGCUGUUCUUCACUAAAGCUUCUGCAGUUCUGGAUCAGGCUCUUGUCCUUCUCUCCAACCAGUCCAAGCCUGUGAUUGGUCCAGCAGUAUCCCAGGCGCUGGAUGUGAUUGGAGAGAUCCGGGUCAACAGACUGACUGAGGAUCAGCUGAGAGACAGUGAUGUCAUCAGGAAGUGGUUCUCUGAGCGUUUGAGAGCGUUUCUGCCGUCUGCAUCAGGAGGGUUUCUGCACUGCCUCAGCACCAAGAACCUCAGCUGUGACUCAUACCAAGCUGUGGUGAAGGAGUUUGGAGCCCAGUUUGAUCACAUGAACCUAGAGCAGCAGCAGCUGGUUCUGAAGGAGCUGGUCGUCCCCUUCCUGUCUCGACCCACAUCAGACUCUGGCUGUGUGUCCAACUCUAACAGCAGUGUGGACUGGCUGCAGAAGAACCUGGGGCGGUUUUCAGUCCUGGUGUCCCUCAGCGACCUGUUGAAACUCAACACAGCCUUCUCUCCUUUGUCAGCCCUGGAGGUUCUCUCUCCAAAGCAGACAGCAGAGCUGGUGGUGUUGCCACUUCCUGGUCUUCCAGGGAAAGAUGUCAUCAUCAACACAGUGUUUGACUACCUGACUGAGUCACCAAAGGAGAGGAGACUCCCCGAGUUCCUGCAACAACUUGUCAGCCUGACCAAACAGGAAAAUAUCCCUUGUGCCUCCUACAAGAUCAUUUUCGCCAGACUGGACCAGGCCGUACCCACUGUUACCAUGGAGAUAGAGUCCGCCCUCACCUCCAGCAAGACGGCUUUACUACAGACCGUCCCAUCAGGUUGCAUUGUAUACAGUGGAGAGUGCAAUGUCACCUCAGUUAAUGAGACAAAAGUUUGCGCUGGUGUCAACAGCACUGCUCUACAGGGUCGCCUUGACAACGGGCAGAUCAGCGGAGUCCUCUGUGAUUUCGGCGUCGAUGUUUACGCUUGUGGCUCGCUGUCUAUGUUGACAUCGGAAAACUUGGUGAGCCUGUUGAAGUGUAAGCUGUCUGGUAACGCCAGCCACUCAGCACAGAUCUGGAAACUGUUCUUCUCUAAGGUCUCGGUGGUCCUGAACUCAGCCCUGGAUCUCUUCUCCAACACCACACUAGACCCCAGCUCUCCAGCAGUGUCCCAGGCCCUGGAUGCUAUAAGAGAGGUAAGGCUGGACAGCUUCAGCCUGGCUAGUCUCAGAGAUGAGAAAAUCAUCAACCUCUGGUUCAACACCAGACUGCGUCCCUUCCUACCUGCCGUCUCCACUGACUUCCUGUCCUGCCUCGGCACCAAGAACUUCAGCUGCUCCACCUACCAGACCACCGUUCAGAUCCUGAGCAGCCACCACUCAGCCAUGGACCAGUCCAGACAGAUAUCAGUCUACACUACCUUCAUAGAGGUCUUUCUUUCCAGGAACAACACAGCAGACCCCAGCUGUAGCUCUGACACCCUGAACAGUGGAGACUGGCUGCUGAAGAACUUCAGAGGAUUCUCUGCCUUUGCCUCCUUCAAGGACAUGCAGAGACUACUGGCCACCUUCUCUGUGACGGAGGCCCUGCCCCAGCUCACAGUGAGACAGUUGGCAGAGGUGUCCUCUAGUCCAGACCAGCUCAGCUCUGCUGCAGACGUCACCAUGCUGAUGAACUACGUACCCAACAGCCUCUUCACUGACUUCUUCACUGACUUCUCUCUGGCCAUCACCGGUCAAGAGUCUAAGUUCCCGGUGGCGGUGCGUUCAGCCAUGCUCCAGCAGGUGUUUGAACGCGGGAACCUAUCAGACCGCUCUGUUAGCGACCAGGAAGUACUCACCUGGCUUCAGAGCAGGCUCCGCCCACUGCUGAUCAACCUGUCCCCGCUCCACGUCGCCCCCCUCUUCAGUGUGGUCGCACAGAGGAACUGCAACAUUGGACAGCAGCUGGUGGAGGUGCUGAACACCACCCUCCCUACACUUCAGGACAACACACAGAGAAACGUCUACGAUCAAAUCACCCUCUCCCUCCAAGGCUCUUCCCCACUCCGUUGCUAUGGCACAAACUACAACCACAGUUUCUAUGGUUACCUAGAGAGUUCCUUCCUGGGUUUCGGCUUCCCCAACCUGACCACCUUCCUCUCCCUCAUACCCCAUAGCCAGAUGGAACAGCUGGUGAACUCUCUGCCUGUCUCUGACCUGGGUCGUUUCCUGCGCCGCCCCAACGUUGUCGACGACGACACAAAACUCUGCCUGCUCUACAGCAACUACGCCAAGACCCCACUGUUCCUGGGGACUGAGAGUAUCCCUGAGUCAGUGAGGCGUCCCACACUGCCGUGUGUCUGGCCCCAGGCUCUCAGCAGCAGUCAGAGGUCAGAGGUCAGCGCCUGGUUUGACCUGAGGCUGAAGAACUACCUGCCCUUCCUCACCAGGAGCCUGGUGACCUCCGCCGCUGUCCAGACCGCCCCUUGUCUGGCCUUCCAGAAACUCGUCUCAAUUCUGGGGAGUUAUAACUACAGCGCUGCAGACUUUGUGGAGAGAGAUGUGUACAGGGAGACCAUCAGGACGUAUCUCACCUCAGCGUCGGCUCCUAAGUGUUACAAUGCCAGUGAUCCAGAGCUCAACUCAACUGCCUGGUUUGCUGAGAACAUCGGACUCUUCGUCACUUAUCUCACCUUGGAAGACCUCAACACCUUCGGAUCAGCGCAGGUGUUGCAGGUGUUCACAGUGAACCUGGUGAACAUAGGUCUACUGAACUCCACUAGCCUGCCCCAGAACCUCACUGACUACUACACAUCACUGGUCUACCUACAGGACAGCAACUUCAACCCUCUGUUUCUUCCUCUGUUGUUUCGAUGUGUGGCCCCAGGGCCAGCCUUCAGACAGCUGGACGCUGAGCAGAGCAUGAUCCUUCUACACAACCUGACUACACUGUGUAGAGACCUGGACCCACAGGUGUCUGCAGCUCUAGCAGCUAACAUGGGAGACAACAUAAACAGCAACACCAUCGCUGCCCUCGGCAGAGAGAGUACAGGUCUAUCUGAGGGUCAGAUCACCAUGGCACCCGCCAGCGUUCUGUGGGCUUCCUUCAGCAUUCUGAGCACUGUGAUUGGCUGGAACCAGGGCCAGGCCAUGGCCAUCAUCCAAUCACUGAUGCUGUCAGGAGCCGUGAAGAUCAACAGCGCAUCCACCUUGACAGCGCUGGGUUCCCUGGUGACCGGUGUUCCCUCGGCAACCUUAGGCAGCAUCAGCGGCACGGAACUCCUCUACGCGUCCCAGGAUCCCACAUUCAUAACAUACAUGCAGACCGCCCCGACGAUCUUAAUCCAGACUUUCGUCACUCAGUUGAUCACAGUGAACCCUAACCCAGACAGUAUUCUCCAGAACGUCCCAGACAGCAUGUCUACUGAGAUCCCCAGGUCCCUGCUGCAGGGCUUCUCUCAGAGCAGUGUGGUGGUGGAGAAACUGAACCAGAAGACAUGGAGACACGAACAGGCUGUGUUGUUCUUUGACACAGUGGCUCUAGGAAUUGACAACUCCGACAAUAUGUCAUCCAGCGUGCUCCAGGGCUUCACCUGCACCAGAGUGGCCAGUAUGACCACAACCAAGAUCAAGAAACUGGUCAAGGCCUGCAGGAGGAAGGGCAAGAACAGGGUCGCACUGAGAGAGACUCAGUUGACCUGCAUGUACAACUACAUCAAGGAAGAGUCAAAUGUCACCAGCUACAACCUGUACCCUCCUGACAUGCUGCUUUACUACGACUACAGUAAGGUUCCUCGGGACACCUGUAAGGACUACUUCAGUGAGCUGGGAGACGCAGACUUCUCCGUGUUCUCCGACGCGCUCAGCUUCAAACGCACAGCCCUGGUUAACAAUGUCAAGACCUGCCUGGGUAUCAGUGGCACGGUUCUGAGCAGUGACAACCUGCAGGUCCUAGGUAACAUGGUGUGUGUUCUGGACGGUUCCUACAUCCAGAACUCUGACCAGCUCAUCCUGCAGAAACUACAAAACUGUAAUGACCUCACCGACGAACAGGUGGCUGCCAUAGAAACGCUGUUGACGUCUGGGAAAACACAGUACGGACUCCCAGCUACCUGGAACAGAGAGACCCUGGACAACCUGGGCGUUCUACCUCUCUACCUGACAUCCUCCUUCUACAAGAACUUCUCUAAGAAUGUAAAGGGCCAGUUCCUACAGUCAUUCCUGAAGGUGCUGAGGAAGAAUGGAACGUCCAGAGAGAAGAAGAGGAGGAUGAAGACGGCUAUCAGACAGUCCAUCAUCGACCAAUCACAGUCCAAACGCUCCAUAGUCAGUGAAUGCACAGUGGGAAAUAUCACUCAGGUCACGAUCAGUGAGAAUACGUUCCCCUUCAACUAUGAGACCGUGACCAAGUUCAACUGCUGCCUGACAGCCAAGACAGUCGUUGACAACCUGGACGCCAUCACCGCCAAGGUGGACGACCUGGAAUACCUUGAAGUGGUCCUGGCGAGACUCAGAGAGGCCUACUCCGCAAACUCCACCAUCCCAGAAGCGAAGGUGCAGGUUCUUGGGCCGGCUUCGCGCGUUGCCACUAACGCUGACAUCACCAUGUGGAACAUCACCAAAAUCGACACACUGUCAGCUCUGAUGGACUCCUCCAAUGGAAACUGGGAUGCUGUUAUGGCGCAGGCCAUCAUCAGUAAGUACCUGAGUAACUCAGGAAAUACUCUGGGCAGUGCCGAGCUCAACUCCAUCGGAGGACCCAACCUGUGUUCACUAGACAUCAGCCUCCUGAAGACCAUUACACAGAGUAGCCUGAGUAAGGCCAAUGCCCUGACGGUGACCAACUGCAACAUAAUGAAGAAGAGAACGCUGUUCGUCAUCGCUGAAGGGGCCUUCCAGAGCCGUAGUACUGUCUCUGCUACCUCCUACCAGCUAACACAGCCAUACAUAGGUGGUGCUGACUCAGCCUACGUCCAGCGUCUGUCCACCUCUAACAUCAGUAUGGACAUGGACACUUUCAUCAGCCUGGACCCUACUGUUAUACAGACUCUGGGUGUGAGCCAGGUCAAAGGUCUGCUGGGUUCUAACCUGCCAGAGCUGAAGAGCUAUGAGAACCAGAGCGCGGUCCGGACCUGGAUCAGCACCCGUUUCCAGGCAGACCUGGACUAUCUGGGGCUGGGUCUGAAGGGAGGCCAGGCUGACCCCAUCACGGUUGGCGUGGGAACCAUCAUACUUCCUACCAGUGCAGGGGUAACUGGAGGAGCUGGGCCAGUCAACACCGUGGCUGGAGGAGCUGCUGCUACUACUACAGCGAGCGGCGGAGCGAUCAACAGACCAACGUUCGGCCUACACCUUCUCCUCACCACUCUGUCCGUCGCUGUCCUGUACAUUCUACACUGAUUUAAACACUGAUUUCAGAGAUUUUAUAUUUCAGAGUGAGAGAGUUAACUGACUCCAUAGCAUCAAGUUGCAUUUGGCUCAGACAGGGAAAAAGUUCUCAAACAGGAAACAAAAAUGUAUACAUUUAGAGUCAGGUAGUGCCUUAGAUAUUGUAAAUAUCACUGAAUACAAGGAUAUACUAUCAAAAGACUAUAAAACAAUCUAGCACUUUAGUCACAUCAAUGUUUCUGCUCUGACAAGUUCUGCAUUUUAUUUAAGUGUAUUCACUUUGUAUGUUGUUCUGUCUUGGUGGUUGGAAUGAAGUCUGUUCUGUCUUGGUGGUUGGAAUGUUGUCUGUUCUGUCUUGGUGUUUGGAAUGAAGUCUGUUCUGUCUUGGUGGUUGGAAUGAAGUCUGUUCUGUCUUGGUGGUUGGAAUGUUGUCUGUUCUGUCUUGGUGGUUGGAAUGAAGUCUGUUCUGUCUUGGUGGUUGGAAUGUUGUCUGUUCUGUCUUGGUGGUUGGAAUGUUGUCUGUUCUGUCUUGGUGGUUGGAAUGAAGUCUGUUCUGUCUUGGUGGUUGGAAUGAAGUCUGUUCUGUCUUGGUGUUUGGAAUGAAGUCUGUUCUGUCUUGGUGGUUGGAAUGAAGUCUGCUCUGUCUUGGUGGUUGGAAUGAAGUCUGUUCUGUCUUGGUGGUUGGAAUGAAGUCUGUUCUGUCUUGGUGGUUGGAAUGAAGUCUGUUCUGUCUUGGUGGUUGGAAUGAAGUCUGUUCUGUCUUGGUGGUUGGAAUGAAGUCUGUUCUGUCUUGGUGGUUGGAAUGAAGUCUGUUCUGUCUUGGUGGUUGGAAUGAAGUCUGUUCUGUCUUGGUGGUUGGAAUGAAGUCUGUUCUGUCUUGGUGGUUGGAAUGAAGUCUGUUCUGUCUUGGUGGUUGGAAUGAAGUCUGUUCUGUCUUGGUGGUUGGAAUGAAGUCUGUUCUGUCUUGGUGGUUGGAAUGAAGUCUGUUCUGUCUUGGUGGUUGGAAUGAAGUCUGUUCUGUCUUGGUGGUUGGAAUGAAGUCUGUUCUGUCUUGGUGGUUGGAAUGAAGUCUGUUCUGUCUUGGUGGUUGGAAUGAAGUCUGUUCUGUCUUGGUGGUUGGAAUGAAGUCUGUUCUGUCUUGGUGGUUGGAAUGUACUAUUUUCUGUCUUGGUGGCUGGAACGUUGUUUAAAGAAUCAUUUGUAGGGCUCUAUUCAGUCUGUGUAGCCGAAAGGUCAUUUCCUAUUGAGCCAAGAUCUGCAGCAUUUACCAUGAAUGCAGUCUACGCUACGGGAACAUGGUCUUUCAAUUUUAAAUGAUGCUGGAACGCUGGACUUCCACGAUGUGGAUUGAAUAGAGCCCUUUGUCUUUGCCUUCGGGUGAAAAUAUGAAGGUAUUUCAUUACAUGACAAAGAAGUCUUGUGUUGGUGAUGUCGUCUUUCUGGGACAGCCAUUUUGUUUUUCUCAGGGUUAGUAUCUCCAACACUUAUCCACCGAGCCCAAACCCAAUGUCAUGACAACCAAUUCCUCUAGUGCAGAAUGAUGAUGUCAUUAGAAUGUCACUGUGCUUGUGUUCAGGUCAACUCAAACUGUUGUCUGUCUUCUCAAUGCUGUCAUUUUUAUGAUACUAAAUAGCAGAUGUUGAAUGUAUGAUUUAAUUAAUAAAAAUGUAUAUUAUUACACAA